ACCAUCGUCUGUUUUACUAGUGAUCCAAGGGCCACAGGUUGGAGACUACUGUAUUAGAUAAAUCUAUGUAAUUGUUCGAUGUAGCACAUGGUAUUAUUGCAAGAUGUUAUUGUAGUAAUCGACCCGUAUACAUAAUAUGAAUUAUCUAUAAUUAAACUGACAGUUUUCACAGUUGUGGAUAUGCCUGGCGAUUUCCAAACGAUUUAGACGACUCAGCUGAUUUUGGUGAUUCUGAUGAUUUCUACGACUUCUGACUAUUCCAAACGAUUCCGACAAUUCGGCAAGUACUGGCGAAUACAUUUCUCUGGAGUCGGAACCGGAGUCACCCUGGUCAGAUUUGUACUAGUGAUGGGUAAAUUAAACAAAUAUCCCGAGUCGCUUCCGAAUAACUCCGCCAAAAUCGUAAGUGGUUCCGGUAGGUAGGUGCAACAUUCUAAAACUCGGAACCGUCCGGAGCCGCGCGGAGCCGCCGGUAGUCGGUAGCCGAAGCCGGUCGGAGCUGUCAGCUGCCGUCCGGAGCCGUUGUAACCGACCGGAACCCGUGUCCUCUGAAGUGCUUCACAAGUACUCUCAAGUGCUUCAAAUCGCCGGUAUAAGCGAUAAUAGAGUUGAUGAGUUUAAGAAAUGUCUGCUUCAUUUACUGCACUGAAGGUGUUUUAACAAUCUUCUUCUUCUUCUUCUUGGCUCAACAACCGUUGUCGGUCUAGGCCUACCUGUACCACUUGUGGGCUUGGGUUCCAGUGACUUAUUGAUUUCCCUCCAUAGAAAGAUAGUCAGUCGUACGUAUGGCGGCACGGUCCAUUCGGGGCCUAAACCCAUGACGGGCAUGUUGUUAAGUCGUUCGAGUUGACGACUGUACUAUGAGACCGACUUUUUAACAACACUUUUGAAACAAAAAUACUUCGGUUUCAUACUUUUUCUUAAGACAUUGAGACACUUUUAAAUCUAAUUUGUAAAAAUAUGCAUUCACUCAUUGUUUAAACUGUUUUAUUUGAUAAGCAUAUAAAAAGCAUAAUAAGGCGUUUCCAGUAGACUGAUGACCCCAGGGGAUGUAGACCGUACGUUUUGGGCGUAGAACACUGUGUUCGAGGAAUGCCAAAGAUUCAGUAUUGCAUCCGAUGGAUUCAGGUAUCAGAAUCCAAAAUCAGAAUCUACGCCAACAAAAAAAAAGCAGUUCACCUCAAAGAACCUGUCGCGACGGACGAAGCUGGGACUAUAUAGUACCUAUAUAGUACCAGUACUCACAUACGCCUCUGAGCCAUGGACACUGUCCAAAUCUGACGAAACCCUCUUAGCCGCGUUCGAGAGGAAGAUGCGCAGAAGGAUACUUGGCCCCGUAUGUGUGGAAGGACAAUGGAGGAGCCGCUAUAAUGACGAGCUAUACGAGAUGUACGGCGACCUCACUGUCGUGCAGCGUAUAAAGCUCGCCAGGCUCCGGUGGGCUGGCCAUGUUAUACGCAUGGAAACGGACGACCCAGCCCGUAAAGUCUUUUUAGGCCGUCCACAAGGACAGAGGAGGCGUGGUAGGCCCAAAUUGAGGUGGCAAGAUGGCGUGGAGGCGUCCGCCAUUAAGGCCGGGAUAACGGACUGGCAGACGAAGGCGCGAGACCGUGAGCGGUUUUGGACACUCCUGAGGCAGGCCAAGACCGCUAAGCGGUUGUAGCGCCGGAUAAGUAAGUAAGUAAGGAUUCAGGUAUCAUCAACGUUUUCAAGCAUCAUUUAUUUAUUUAUUUAUUUAUUUAUUUGCCAACAUAUGUGUCUUGCAAUCUUGAGGCUGUGACAAAUUAAGUACUUAAAACCUAUCCUACACCUAAAUCCUAAAUUAUUCCCCUAAAAUCUCCCUUGAUCCAGUGUUGCCGAAAUUGAAGAUACAUAAAUUUUUUUCUUUAAAUGCGUUCGUCGUUAAAUUAAAAUCAAAGUGAUGGAACCAUGUAUUGAAUUGCCUUGUCAUAGCUAGACGGCUCAUUGUUUUCAUAUAAGGUACACCUGUUCUCGCCGACAAGUAAGUUACGAGAGCGAAGAGGUCUCGAUGGCGCGUAGAUAUUGAUCUUCUCUAGUAAAUAAGGGACGUCUAAUUCGUUUUUUAAUAUAUUGGCUACAAAUACACAUUGGUUAACCUUAAAACGGUGUUCGAGCGUCUGUAGGCCAAGCAGAAGGCAACGCGAGCGAUAAUUUGGCAUGGUUGCAAAUACUCUGAGGUGGUCGCAUUUUAAACCAAGCCUUGUAAACUUCCGUUGUAUUCCCUCUAUUCUGUUAAUCAUCGUAGUGCAAUUCGGGAACCAAAGAAUUGAGCAAUACUCCACGCACGAGCGCACAAGACCAGUAAACAACGACUUAAGACAUAAGACAUCAUUCCAUUCACAGAUUUUUCAAAAGAUAAAACCUAGCAUCUUGUAUGCCUUGUUAACAGUGUUGUCAAUAUGUAAACGGAAAUUUAAACUAGAGUCUAGUAUUUUAACAGCUAGAUCACAAACUUCCUGGCGACGAUCUAAUACACUGCAUAACAACGAAUAUUUAUACUAGAUCGUUUUUUUAAUCUAUGAAACGUAAUAAUGAAACAUUUAUCAAGGGCUAACUAUAGAUCAUUUUUGACACCAAGUACCAAACCAAUUUAUAAUAUUUUGAAGGAUGAUGCAAUCGCUAGGACUCUUAACCGGUAAAAAAAGUUUGAUGCCGUCAAAAUACAUUAAAACAGUAUCAGCCGGCACACAAUACAUUAAAUCAUUAAUAAAUAUAAUAAAUAGAGGAGGUCCUAAAUUACUGCCUUGCGGGACACCGGACGAGUUCAUAAAUUCUGCAGAAUUAGUGUUCUUGAUUUUGACUUGAUAACGCCUAUUUUCGAGAUACGAACUUAUCCAUGAUACUUAUUCAUGCCGUAGUGGUGGUUAAGAAUGUUUAAGAAAGAUUCGGGAAGGUGUCCCAUGGUCUUAAGAUAAAGUGUGAACCCCUUUAUUGUUGAAAAUAAAAACUAUUCAGUAAAGUAAAUGUCAUAUUUUGAUUCAUCAACUCCCAAUUCCUUAAUAGACUGUAUCGUUUAUACAGGCGAUUUUAGGUGGUUCGGAAUUCUUCCAACUGUUACAACGGCUCCGGUCGGCUCCAACGAUUCCAGUCGGUUACGGCUGCCAGCUCCGCUUCUGAUCCGUUGGUGCGAUUCCGAUAACCCAUCACUAAAUCGUAUUGGAACAGUGGGUGCGUUCUAGCGUAUCCAUCUCUAGUUCCGAUUCGUAAUGCUCGAUCUUGCUGCUUGUUAUACGAAGCCAAAUUGUGAAUGAGAAUGGUUGUAUGCGUGAAGCCCGCAGCAGCAGCUUGCUGCACAACACACACACACACACAUGCAAAGCAAACGAUUUGACAGGUGUGCGGGGUGCCACUUGACGCGCGGCUUCCCGAUAGCUGACCUUGCAAGGCAAAGCGUCACCAUGGUGAUGGUUGUUAUGCCCGAAACGUAAACAAAAUUUGCUUUUUGCGCUGUGAAAACCCACACACCGACAGGCGCGCGCCGAAAAAAAAAAACAAAAGAGGUGGCUUGCGGGCGGCACUGCUUCACGGGAAGGCGUAACCAAAAAGGGCUGUGCACAGUUCCGGGCGUGAAUGAACGUGGCUCGGCCAGCAUGACGCUUUACUUCGACACCAAGGUACAGUUUCUGGACAGUGAGGCGAUCAGUACGGUCAGCUCAUGGCACCCGGUGGAACCGAUCUUUGCCGUCGCCUCGUACAGCAACGAGCGGGGCGGCUCGGUCACGAUCUUCGACGACACGGGCAUACCGCUGCGCGACGUAUCGUUCCCGGUGCAUCCGACGUCGCAGGCGACCGUGCUGACGUGGCACCCGGAGCGCAAGAUACUGCUGACCGGGUGGGAGAACGGCGAGAUUCACGCCUGGUUCGAGGGCAAGCGGGACUUUGCCAGCGUGAACGGGCCGCACAAGUCGCCGAUCAUGCUGCUCGAGUUCAGCGAGAAGGGCGGCCGGGUGAUCACGGCGGACGCGAUGGGUGUGCUGACCGGCUGGCGGUUCGACGGGCAGGCCCAGUUUCUGACGAUGUUUAACCACGAUCUGCGCGACCCGCUGCUGCACAUCACGUUUCGCCGAUCGAUCCAGAGCGCCAGCAGCAAGGAGCUGACCAACCUGGCGCGGGCGGCGGUGGCCGGCGAUGAGGCGGCCCUGGAUCAGCUGACCAGCUGGCGGCCCCGGACGGCGGUACGCAAUCUGGCGCACGCGAGCGUCCACGACAACUACUGCUUUUACGCGUGCACCCAGGCCGGUAUACUGUACUACAUCAACCAGACCGGCACGUGCACGGAGAUAGUGCGCGGCGACACCAUCCCGAUCAUGCAGAUACUGUGGCACCCGAAACAGGACUCGAUCGUAAUACUGAUGGAGGACAUUACGAUCGGGCACUACGAGGUCGACACGAACGGGCAGAUUGCCGAGCUGGACCGGGUGAAGCUGUCCGGCAAGGUGUCCGGCUCGAAGAGCGCCAUCACGUGGGUGGCCGGCUGCGCACUGGCGAUCCUGACCGGCGACCUGUCCGUCCGCAUCUGGGACAUCGAGACGAAUGACAACUACGUGCUGUCGAUGGAGCUGACCGCGACCGGUACCGAUCGGCCCCCGGUGACCGGGGCAGCCGGUGCCGCCGCCGCCCAGGAAGUGUUCACCUGCGUCGCGUACUGUGCCGACACGCAAACGCUCAGUGCCGGCACGAGCCAGGGCAACCUGUACACGUGGCGCCGGGCGGCCGGUUCGUACGGCCGGUCGUACGCCGGCACCGAGAACCAGUGGCAGCUCACGAACGUGACGCCGGUGCGGGGCACCAUCAAGAGCCUGGUCUGGGGCACGACCGAGGCGAACCGGGCCUGCAUGAUGGUCAACUGCCUGUCGAGCGUGUUCAUACUGAAGGAGCAGUCGCUGCUGUCCGCCCACGCCCGCCAGCUGUGGGCCACGCAGAAGAAGUCGAACGAGCUGCUGAUCCGGCACGCGAACGGGCGCGAGGCGCUGCUCCACACCGACAUCUCCAUCAUCCAUCUCGCGCUGAACGAGCUGCACCUGGUCGUGACGAACGGGCGCACGGUGGCGGUGUAUCGGAUCGAUCCGGCCGGUACGAUGCGCGGUACGCGGGCGGGCCCCGACGCUGGCGCGGAACCGGACGCGCUGGCCGUGUCGCACGUGGACAGCUUCGCGGUGGAAUGCGGUGCGGUGUACCUGUACGAGCAGAGCAUCGUCGCGCUCGGCACGGAGCAGGUCAAGAUUUACUCGCUGAGCGGCAUCAUACUGCAGGAGCUGGUGUUCAACGCGAACGAAGGCAAACCGAUCGGCGUGGAUUUAGUCGGCCCGUAUCUAACCGUGUUCACCCUUCACGGCUACAUCCGCCUGUACGAUGUGUCGCGGCACGACAUCCGCCUGCUGCAGCCGCCCAAAAGUGCGUACGAUCUGUUCGAGAAGUUUGGCGAAAUCAUUAUGGCGCGCACGAACGCGAACGGGACGUACGUGGCGAUCACCAUCGCGAACGAGCAGCUGCUGCCCGACGGCAAGCUGUACCUGUGGAACCUGGAGAGCAACGUGCUAACGGCGCGCGAAUUCCACACCCCCGAACCGAGCGGCCGGACCCGUUGGCUCAAGGACGGCCAAGGGGAGGGAGCGUCUAGUAGCGCCCCGAAUGGCCAUCACUGUCUGCCGGUGGCAUUUUUCUGGGACGCGGAAGACGCCCGACUGCUCGCGUGCGAAACGAAGCCCCUGCCGAGACAGCAGCAGCAGCAACAGCAGUCUCGCACGCUCCAGCCAGAGUCCCAGAUACACGUGCUGUUUGUCGACGCGCCAAAGUCGGAACUGGCCGAGCUGGAGCUGCUAGACCCGAACGGUGCGCCGGGGGAGCAGCUCGAGCUGAUCGGGCUGUGCGUGCCGCACCUGAUCGUGCUGCGGCGCAACGAGAUCGCGCGUCUGUCGCUGCGCGACUUCAAGGGGCUCGACACGUGCGAUCUGGCCACGCGCGAAAUGGUGCUCAACUUCAGCCUGAACGUGGCGCAGGAAAACAUGGACCAGGCGUUCAGCUGCAUCCGGUCGCUGCGUUCGGACACGGUUUGGGCGAAUCUGGCCCGGCUCUGCGUGCAGACGGGCCGGCUGGAUGUGGCGAAGGUGUGCCUGGGGCAUUUGCGGCGUGCCCGGUCGGUGCGGGCGCUGCGCCGUGCGACCGAGGACGCCACGCUCGAGCAGGAGGCCCGCGUUGCGGUGCUGGCGAUCGAGCUCGGCAUGAUGGAGGAGGCGGAAGCGCUGUACAAGCGGUGCGGCCGGUACGAUCUGCUCAACAAGCUGUACCAGGCGUCCGGGCGGUUCGAGGAGGCGCUCGAGGUGGCGGAACACUUCGACCGGGUGCACCUGCGCAACACGUACCACCGGUACGCGGAGUGGCUGAAGGAGUGCGGCAAGACGCAGAAAGCGAUCCAGUACUACGAGCGCACCACCAGCCUGAUGCACAACAUCAGCCAGCUGCUGAUGGACGAUCCGGGCGCGCUGAAGCAGUACAUGCAGGCGACGACCGACCCGGAGCUGCUGCGCUGGUGGGCCCAGUACGUCGAGAGCAGCGGCGACAUGGAGGGCGCGUUCAAGAUCUACCAGCGGUCGGGCGACUGGUUCUCGCAGGUGCGCAUCCUCUGCUUCAUCGGGCAGGUCGCCCGGGCGGACGAGAUAGCGCGGGCGAGCGGGGACCGGGCCGCCUGCUACCAUCUCGGGCGGUACUACGAGAACAGCGGCAAGCUGCAGGAGGCGAUCCAGUUCUACACGCGCGCGCAAACGUACGGCAACGCGGUGCGCAUCUGCAAGGAGCACGAGCUGCCGGACGACCUGUGGACGGUCGCGUGCACGGCCCGGGCCCGGGACAAAGCGUCCGCCGCCGCCUACUACGAGGAGUCGGGCGACUAUCGGCGGGCGGUCGAGCUGUACCACCGGGCCGGCAUGCUGCACAAGGCGGUCGAGAUGGCGUUCCGGUCGCAGCAGCCCGAGUCGCUGCAGGUGAUCGCGUCCGAGCUGGACGCGUCGUCCGACCCGGACCUGGUCGGCCGGUGUGCGGACUUCUUCGUCGGCAUCGAGCAACCGUACAAGGCGGUGCAGCUGCUCGCGAACGCCCGCCAGCUGGCCCGUGCGCUGGCCGUCUGUGCCGAGCACCGGGUGCCGGUGACGGAAACGCUUGCCGAGCUGCUCACCCCCGGCAAGGACGACCUGGCGGAGGGAGAGCGCACAGCGCUGCUGCUGCGCCUCGGCGACAUACUGCAGGAGCAGGGCGACUACCACGCGGCGACGAAGAAGUUUACGCAGGCGGGCGACCGGGUGCGCGCGAUGAAGAGUCUGCUCAAGUCGGGCGACACGGACAAGAUCAUCUUCUUUGCCGGCAUGUCGCGCCAGAAGGACGUGUACGUGAUGGCGGCCAACUACCUGCAGGCCCUCAACUGGCAGAGCGAUGCGAAGAUACUGAAGAACAUCGUCACGUUCUACACGAAGGGGCAGGCGUACAGCCAGCUCGCCAACUUUUACGCCAACUGUGCGCAGGCGGAGAUUGACGAGUUCCGGGACUACGACAAGGCGCUGAAUGCGCUGCAGGAGGCGGUAAAGAGCUUGUCGCGUGCUGCGCCCGGGGCGGCCGGUGGAUCGCAGCCGGCCGCCCUCGAUGCGCUGCAGCUGGCGAUGGCCGAGGUGAGGCGCGUGAUCGAGCUGCAGGACGCAACGGAGCGGCAGGAGUACAGCAACGUGAUCAAGCUGAUCAAGGUGCGGCUGGAGGAGCGGCAGGAACCGGCGCCGCCCGUGCGCGUCUGGGAUCUGCUGGCCCUGCUGGUGGAGUGUCUGGUCGCGACCGGUCAGCACUCCGAGGCGCUGUACUACGUGCGCGAGCUGGCCCAGCGCAAGCCGGACUGGUACCAUCAGGAGCUGCUCGACAAGGCCGUGCUCGAUCGGCUGGUCGCGGAGACGGGCGUCAAUCUGGAGCCGUACGUGAACGUGACGAAGGUGAAGCGUCCGACGACGGCCACGAUAUCCACGAUGAGCGAUGACGAAGAAAUUCAGGAGGUGUUUGAGUAGAAAGUGACUUAAGGUAUUAACGACCCUAGGGCGGAACCUAACUAAGCGACAACUAUUGGAACACAUUACACGCCGUCCGUUAAGAUACUAAGACAUCUGGAAGAGUGUUGGGAACUCUUCAACAAUUUAAUUUAUUUUCAGAAAAGACUAGUAUAAUACUGCUACAAUGUUCCGUGUGUGCAGACUUACUGAGUGUUGCAGAAAGGGAACAGUGGAGAUUUUUGUAAAGAAAUUCAGGAGGUGUUUGGGUAGGAGAUUCUUGUAAAGAAAUUCAGGAGGUGUUUGGGUAGGAAGAGCGCGGGAAUUGAGUAGAGGUUUUCACGACCCUCGGGCGGAACCUAGCAAGCGAUAACUAUCGGGACAUCUCACGCCGUCCGUUAAGAUACUAAGACAUCGUAAAGAGUGUUGGGAACUGUUCAACAAUUUAAUUUAUUUUCAGAAUAGACUAGUAUAAUACUGCUAUAAUGUUAUGUGUGUGUAAACUGAUAUUAGUGACUGUUGAAGAAAGGGAACUUGUAAAGAAAUUCAGGACGUGUUUGAAUAGAAAGAGCGCGGGAAGUGUGGCUAGGGGUUUUAACUAGUGAUGUGCUGUUUGGAGCGCAUCCACGACUCCGACCCGACUCCGGGAAUUGGUCGUCCGAUUUCGACUCCGGCAAAAUCCGAACCACUAGUUCCGUUCGGAGUCAGAAUCGUCUGGGUGGUCCGAAGUCGUUCGGAGUCGUCCGGAGUCGUUCAGAGUCUGAAGUCGUUCGGAGUCGUCCGUAGUCACCCGAAGUUGUUCGGAGUCGUUCGGAGUUUGAGUCGUCCGGAGUUGGCCGGAGUCGACCGGAGUUGGAGUCAUUCAGAGUCAUCCAGAGUUCGGAGUCGUCCAGAGUCGUCGAGAGUUCGGAGUCGUCCGUAGUCGUCCAGAGUCGUCCUGUAGCAUAUCUGCUAAACAGAACUUAUUAUAAUACACACUAUCAGCUAUAGACACAUCGUAACACACUUCGGAAAGCCAAAUCACACCAUUGCAACACAUUCAAUAUAACACAUCAGCAAAUCAAUCCACACCAUAGCAAUACACCCAGACCAUACCGUUCAUAGAAAAAAACAAUUGAGACACAUUUAUCGAAAACAACCGAAACGCGCAACAUAAGUAAUUCAAGCGUUACUGCAGCAAAGUGGACAAACAGAGAACGCAUAGCAACUUAACGCUAAAAGCGCUGAGUAGGCAAAGAUCGACCAACGCACCCGUUCCUUGGCUAGAACAGUUGAAACUUUCCAGGACCUUUGUAAAAACACUAAAAGCGCAACAUAGACACAAAUUGAUAGACACCUCACUCCAAUACAAUGUAUGAAUUGCACCUCAUAUCAAUAACCUUUAAUUAGGACAAAAACACAUUCCAAAACCAAAAUGUAUGAAACCCAUUGAGUAUAAAUAAAACCAAUUCCGACCGUGGCAAGUCAGAUUCGUUCAGACUGUCAGGAUAGGACUGUGCCCAUCCAA
Anopheles gambiae (African malaria mosquito) is the source of this 9546-nucleotide messenger RNA. RefSeq names its product intraflagellar transport protein 140 homolog (gene rempA). The transcript is spliced from 5 exons. The record is from RefSeq and is a predicted model, not a curated record. NCBI's taxonomy places the organism in Eukaryota, Metazoa, Arthropoda, Insecta, Diptera, Culicidae. The coding region runs from base 3612 to 8060 and encodes 1482 amino acids. Gene Ontology annotation, molecular function: protein binding. Gene Ontology annotation, cellular component: axoneme; intraciliary transport particle A; ciliary basal body. Gene Ontology annotation, biological process: intraciliary retrograde transport.